AUGGACUGUCACGUUUCUCUAGCCGUGUACUGGACUGAAAAUCGAAUGCACAUCAGGUAGCGCUGGGUACACCAAAGUUUUGAAUACGGCCGUAGAUCGGAAUAUUUGUGUCCGCCCGCGGAAGUUUUGACCAUGGAGACCGCGUUGAACAUUUAUCUGAAACGCAAAAACGCAGACAACGGACGGAUCCAUUAACAACGCGCAAAAAGACUCUGGGCGGACUAGCCACAUUCAGAAGGAAAAAAUAUUUCACUCGCUUCUACGUGAAAUGCCCAUUGUUUCUCGGUCUGGUCGUUUGGGCCGCGGCGUUCGACACACGGCGACACCUAACGUCCGUAGCGAUUUGGUUUUCAAUUAUUUUCCCUGUUACCGCCGCCCGGCCUGCGCACCGCACCGUGUUUCCCGCUCGCGUGCCGCCCCAGUGGUACCGCAGGUUGCGGACCGCCGGUUAUAGGACCGUGCACGAAGACUAUUCAUCUGACCCGAGACUGUGUAAUGCACCACGGUACGUUCAAACUUGCAUUGGGCCACUGCGCGGUUAAUUUGAUUAAGCGUCACCUGUAGAAAUAGAACCGCGAUCACGAAACACCGUGUCGAAUCGUAGAUACGAAUGGUGAAAUUUGCCCCGCUCUCCGGUGUAAUAUUUUUAAAUUCAACCCGUACCGUAGAAACAAAGCAACAGCCAUACGCGUUUAAAAUGUAUUAUCUUUAUUCUUUUCGUAAUAAUUAUUUACCUACGUAACACGGUUUUAGAACAUUUUUUUUUUUUUUUCUCAGUUUGCUCUCCGUUUGUUGCUACCAUAAAAAAAUUCCAUUGAACAAAAGGGCCCCGGGAGCACCUAAUUAGAAUGUUAGGCUCUCCGACUAAUAUAAUUCGUAGCGUUUGUUCUUACCACGAUGGAACCACAAUUGAACGUAAUUAAUAGAUGAUGAGUAAAUAAACAAAGUAAAAGGAAAUCCAGCUUGCUGUACAGUUUGUUAUAGGUACUGUACGAGUUAUGGCCAUCAGUACGGUGAUUUUAUCGUGUGUAUGAUGAUUCUCGUUAAAUAACGAUUGUGACUGCAAUUGGUUUAAAACAUUCAUUAUCAAAUGCGUCGAAAUUCGCAAUUGUUUUUCGGAAGUAAUUUCAGAUUUGUCCGAGGGUCCCCGGCCGAGCUCCGGGGCCCUUUUGCCCAGUGAUAGUUACGCCGCAGCGAAUAACCAAUGAAACAAAAACGACUUUACACGAUACGGUUAUUAUUGACGGAAAUUAUUAAGAUUGCAUUAUAUCGGUCGAGUACAAAGUUCAUUUAGCUAAACACGUUUAGUAUUAGGUACCUGAUUGUUCAACACACGUAAUCGCUAUUUACUAAAAAUAGUAUUUGUUAUAGUUUUUACGCUGUCUAAUCUUAUUGAUAUAACGAUAAAUUAAAAAAAAAAAAAAAAAAUCAAUUGCGCAAAAAUGUGUUAUCAAGGGCGCAUCUCCGCCGUCCAAAUACGCAAAGCAAGCCCGACUGCGCGUUACAACAAGCCCUGCUGCAUUCGGACUUGAUCGCGAUAGUGAAAUCGAAUAGUAAAAUUGGGUAUCGCCGAUUUGCCAUUUCGUAUUACAUUUUUUGGGUACCGAAUCCGAAGUCGGAAAUAACAAAUGACAAUUAUUCAAUUUGUGUUCAUAUGACGUGUCGUCGGCGUGUACAUUACCCGGGACAGCGGACCGCGGUCGACCGUUAUGGAAAAUCAAUCACGCCGCCGGGUUGCUACUGCCCGGCGCUGUACGUCGGCAAAAUCGAAGUUUCAUUUCACAGUUACUGCGAUUUUCCCAUUUUCUCUACCACACGAAUGCGUUCUAAGAAUAUACAAAUACCGGGUGACGCAUUUAAAUGGGUACACUGAUUAUCUCGGAAGGUAUUGACGUUUUUCGGGAACGGGUUUUUUAUAGGACAUUUAAGAAACGAGCAGCACUACAAUUUUAUUGUUAUGCUAUUUUUGCUCGCCCUCUUCCGUACCCGUUUAAAUGGAUCGCCCGGUACAGACGCGUAG
Molecule: messenger RNA, 2020 nt
Organism: Cinara cedri
Lineage: Eukaryota; Metazoa; Arthropoda; Insecta; Hemiptera; Aphididae
Source: the annotation of a GenBank genome assembly